Messenger RNA from Brachypodium distachyon (stiff brome), 1807 nucleotides. RefSeq lists its product as uncharacterized. Gene Ontology annotation, molecular function: protein binding. NCBI's taxonomy places the organism in Eukaryota, Viridiplantae, Streptophyta, Magnoliopsida, Poales, Poaceae. Bases 157 to 1422 code for a protein of 421 amino acids. The record is from RefSeq and is a predicted model, not a curated record. The transcript is spliced from 4 exons.
CCCCCGACCCCUUCCUUGAUCCUUCCUCCGCCGCCCUCGAAAUAUAUCAAUCACACUUCCCGGCGGAGCUCCGUCGGCGGCGAUUCGGACCGCCGCCCGCCCGAGUCCUGAGUCCCAAUAGCUUCACAGCUUGCCGCGAUCCACAGGUCACGAGUCAUGAGCGAGGAGGGCGGCGAACCGACGCGCCGCCGCCGCCGCAGCAGAUCGCCGCCAGCGGCGGCGGACUCCCUGCCGGACGACGACGACCUCCUCCGUGAGAUCCUCCUCCGCCUCCCGCCGCAGCCGUCCUCCCUCCCGCGCGCCUCCGCCGUCUGCAAGCGGUGGCAACGGCUCGCCACCGACCCCAAGUUCCUCCGGUGCUUCAUCGCCCACCACCGGAAGCCGCCCCUCCUCGGCUACUUCAAGUACGUCGUCACGGGGCUCGUGUUCACCCCCGUCCUGGACCCUCCCGACCGCAUCCCUCCCGCGCGCCUCCACUGCAUCAUUCCUGAUACUGAUGGCGCCCCACGCGACAAGCAGUUUCUCGGGUGCCGCCACGGUCGCGUCCUCGUCAUGGACAGGGUGCGGAAAGAGGUACUUAUCUGUGACCCCAUCACCGGCGGUAAGCACUGCGUGACUGCUCCGCCGGAGUUCACGAGGAACUCUGUCUACGGAGAGGUGGUCUGCGCUGCCGCGGACCGGGGCCACGUGCACGGCAGCUGCCACUCCAGCCCCUUUAAGGUGGUCUUGAUGUCCCUGACAGAAGACCAUAAUUGGUCUAUUGCGCGGGUUUACUCCUCGGAGACUGGCAUAUGGGGCAAUCUCAUCACAACAGCGGUUCCAAGUGAUAUUUAUGGUGCUAGCAUUACUGGUACCCUUGUUGGCAAUGCCCUUUAUUGGUUGCUUCUUAUGACAGAUGAUAUACUUGAAUUUGAUUUGGGUGGACAGGAAAUAUCUGUGCUGAGGAUACUUGAAUUUGAUUUGGAUCUACAGAGCCUAGCUGUGAUCAUGGGGCCUCCCAGUACAUAUGAUUUCCUCAGUUACACCCGCCAGAUCAUCCGGGCUGAGGAUGGCGCUCUUGGCUUGGUCAUAUUUUCUUACCCUAGCAUCCAAGUGUGGCACAGGGAGGUUGAUUGCCAUGGUGUUGCCACAUGGUUGCUAUACAAGACCAUUCGCAAGCAUAAAAUACUUGGGCUUCCUCAGAUUGAGAGAGGGAGGACAGCGAUGCAAUGUAUGCUGGGAUAUUCUGAGGAUACUAAUGCAAUUUUUAUAAUUAUUGACUUCACUGUCUACAUGGUUCAACUUAAGUCAAUGCAAUCCAAGAGACUUCAUGAAAUCGAUUUCCGUGAUAUUGCUAACUACUAUCCUUUCACUAGUUUUUAUACACCAGGCAUAGCCAAUGCUGGUGGAUGUGAUGGACCUGAAAUGGUGCAUGAUACAUAGGACGGCCGUCUUGUUUGAUGUACUAAUAUGCUGAAAUGGUUCGAUUGGUGCAGGAAAGGCUGGUGGAGUUCUCUUCGAGUUUAUAUGGUUGGCACUGUUUAUAUGUUAUCUGAAAAAAGAAAGACUUGACAAGUGUUGGAACUCCUGUUUUCAUUGCAAGCAACGGCAUUCAUGAAGCUGAGUCUUCACUGAUUAAUCUUAAGAUUGUACUGUAGCACUGUUUAUGUUUUCACAAAAAAGAAGUGUUUAUGUUAUUAUUAUCUGAAACUUAGCAAGUGUGUACCUUAGUGUAGCUAAGUUUCCUAUGUAUCAAGAUGAACUUGACUACCUAAACCAGGGAUUUCCAACUUCCCCUAGUAAUAUAUUUCAAGUUGAUUUUCAUGUA